This is a messenger RNA of Ciona intestinalis (vase tunicate), 1082 nucleotides long. Its product is annotated as BLOC-1-related complex subunit 8-like. NCBI's taxonomy places the organism in Eukaryota, Metazoa, Chordata, Ascidiacea, Phlebobranchia, Cionidae. Gene Ontology annotation, cellular component: BORC complex. The record is from RefSeq and is a predicted model, not a curated record.
AUAUCUACUGAUCUAAACACACAAGCUGUCGAGAACUAAACAUGCAUGGGAAAUAUGACGUCAUUUAAGAUAUCUAUGUCCAACAUGUGGCUGGUCAUAGAAAUGUUAUAAACUUAUAAAAAUAAAAUAUUACAAACUAAUAUUGUUGCGUCAUUAAAACGUCAUCAGUACAUCACUAAAUAUAAUAAUCUAUAAAAUAAAACUUUGCUUUGGUAUUCCGGGGUUUUAAACAUAGGGGAGGAAAAAAAUAUAGCAAAUAGAAAUAGUAUAAUCGUAAAGAUUCAUUGAAGCGUAUCUUCAUAAACAUUAGGGGAGCGAUGUUUAGUUUUUAUACAGGAAAUGAACAAUUUAAAAACGAUCGUGAUAUGAACCUACAAAUCAACGAUAAAAUAUUGGAACAAAAAGUUCAACGUUGUUGUGACGAUGUGAAUAAGACUGGGCAUUUAGUGGCGAAUGAACCUUCACUUGGUUUGUACAGAAUACAACAACAUAUAAGGAAAGCCAUGCCGAAGCUGGUUGCAUGCGAAAGUACAACAAAAGCUUCUGAUAACCAACUAAAGGGCCUAGUGUUUGAUACCAGUGGAUCAACGAAUGUAAUCCAAGACAUGAAAAAAUCUUCCGAAAUAUUUUCCAACAUUGAGAAGUUACUUGCACGAGCAACAACAGCAGCUGCGAUAACGAACAUGAAAUGACUUUAAUGUUGGACGUCUUGUUUCAAUACGACAUCACCCUUUGAUAAUUUGUUUGCAAACUCUGCAACUAACGGAUCCAUUGACAUUGUUGCCAUGCCAACAAUGACAUCAUUCUUCACAUAAUAAGCCGCAAACUUUAAUUCAUCCAAAUCUCCUUGUAUUAUGACAUCAUCAUGACCGCUAGCACACCCAGCGAACCUUAAACUUCUGCCAUAUUGAACCGUCCAAAAGAAUGGAACGAUAGCUACAGGGGGCGGGGUCUGCGAGCUUCCUACUAUGUAUGACAAUGAACGUAUUAUAUCUAAUGCAGCGAUACGACCAUGUGCUUGCGCCAUUUGCCAAUGUUGUAUAUUCACCAUUUCGCCACCUAAUAAAAUAUGAUGUCAUACA